GGCGGGUGUGGGGGGGGAAACAGUGACGUAGCCAGACUCCGCCCCCUCGCCCGACCGUCGCUGCCGCCAUGUUUAGUUGUUACUUCUUCACACAAGAUGGCGGCUCCCAGGGAGGAGGCAUGAGCGCCCUGCCGUUACCGCUCCUCCUGCCGUACAGUUGCCACUUCGGGGCCUAACUCUGGCUCUUUGAAGCGGCUCCUGUGGGAAGGAGUCAUAAGGAGGGAAGCGAGGAUCGGACGCUGCCUUGCGUUUGGUUUGCAGUGGAAGAACUGACCCAGGAGGAAGAGAAUAGGGGGGAAGGGGGAGUUAGUCUCAAGAUGGCGGCUCCCAGGGCGGCAGGCGCAGUCUGAGCAGCUGAGGCGGGCUCGGGGAAGAGGUUCGAGACCUCACAAGCUGUACGGCGCGAGUCUCCGAGCAGCCCCCGAGAGUUCGAGUUCGUUCCACCGGCCUCCGGCGCGCCUCUGUCCCUUACGAGUGUCGAGGCUGUUUCGGGAGCGGCGGCUGCACUAAGCGCUGGGCGGGGAAGCGGGACGGUCUCAAGAUGGCGGCUCCCACAAUUGUGGUGUGAGCGCCGGCGGGGCUGGGACAACCGCGGUGCUUGUGGCUCCUUUCCACCCGCCCCGGAAGCCGGCCAGUGCAGGGGACUUGGGGGGUGUGGGAACCGGGCCGGGGCUCCGCCAUUUCCGGCGGGGGAGGGCUACGACUGAGGAAGGGAGGAGAGAGAGGCGGCUCAAGAUGGCGGCUCCCAGGGCCUCCCGCCCGAGCUUGUAAGCGGGAGCGCCCGGGCGAGUAGUCAGGGCGGCGGGACUUGGCGGCCUCCAGCUUCUCGGGGCUAGGCGCUCGAAAGUUUCGGGAGGCUCUUGAAGAGACGGGGUGAGCUAGAAGCAGGGGAAGAGCCAAAGGGAAGGAGGGUAGUUAAGAUGGCGGCCUCCAUGGAGCCGUCCACCGCUGUGUGAGGAGCGCUUCUCCGUGAGAGCUACCUUAGACUGAAGGGGGUGUGUGUGAGAGCAGUUGGGGGGCUCCUUUCCCGCCUGGUGACUUUUUUCCACCGCGGCCUUUCCCGCAACUAUGGCUUCGGCCGUGUCGCCCGCCAACUCGCCAGCGGUGCUCCUGCAGCCUCGCUGGAAGCGAGUGGUGGGCUGGUCGGGUCCAGUGCCCCGGCCCCGCCACGGCCACCGCGCCGUGGCCAUCAAGGAACUCAUCGUGGUGUUUGGCGGCGGCAACGAGGGGAUAGUGGACGAACUGCACGUGUACAACACGGCAACUAACCAGUGGUUCAUCCCAGCCGUGAGAGGGGACAUCCCCCCUGGGUGUGCAGCCUAUGGCUUCGUGUGUGACGGGACCCGCCUGCUAGUGUUUGGUGGGAUGGUGGAGUAUGGGAAAUACAGCAACGACCUCUAUGAGCUCCAGGCAAGCCGGUGGGAAUGGAAGAGACUCAAAGCCAAGACGCCCAAAAAUGGGCCCCCUCCAUGUCCUCGGCUUGGGCACAGCUUCUCCCUUGUGGGCAACAAAUGCUACCUGUUUGGGGGUCUGGCCAACGAUAGUGAGGACCCCAAGAACAACAUUCCAAGGUACCUGAAUGACUUAUAUAUCCUGGAAUUGCGGCCAGGCUCCGGAGUCGUAGCCUGGGACAUCCCCAUCACUUACGGCGUCCUGCCUCCACCCCGGGAGUCACAUACGGCUGUGGUCUAUACUGAGAAAGACAAUAAGAAGUCCAAGCUGGUGAUCUACGGAGGGAUGAGUGGCUGCAGGCUGGGGGACCUCUGGACCCUGGAUAUUGAGACCCUGACGUGGAAUAAACCCAGUCUCAGUGGGGUGGCACCUCUUCCUCGAAGUCUUCACUCAGCCACGACCAUAGGAAACAAAAUGUACGUGUUUGGUGGCUGGGUGCCUCUCGUCAUGGAUGACGUCAAAGUGGCCACACACGAGAAGGAGUGGAAGUGUACCAACACACUGGCUUGUCUCAACCUGGAUACCAUGGCCUGGGAGACCAUCCUGAUGGACACGCUGGAGGACAAUAUUCCCCGGGCCCGAGCUGGCCACUGUGCCGUAGCCAUCAAUACCCGCCUAUACAUAUGGAGUGGGCGCGACGGCUACCGAAAGGCCUGGAACAACCAGGUCUGCUGCAAGGAUCUCUGGUACCUGGAAACAGAAAAGCCACCGCCCCCCGCCCGGGUACAGCUGGUGCGAGCCAACACCAACUCCCUGGAGGUGAGCUGGGGGGCAGUGGCGACAGCCGACAGUUACCUUCUGCAGCUCCAGAAAUAUGACAUUCCUGCCACGGCUGCUACUGCCACCUCCCCCACACCCAAUCCAGUCCCGUCUGUGCCUGCCAACCCUCCCAAGAGCCCUGCCCCAGCAGCAGCCGCACCUGCUGUGCAGCCGCUGACCCAAGUAGGCAUCACGCUCCUGCCCCAGGCUGCCACCGCGCCCCCGACCACCACCACCAUCCAGGUCUUGCCGACAGUGCCUGGCAGCUCGAUUUCCGUGCCCGCUGCAGCCAGGACUCAAGGUGUCCCUGCUGUUCUCAAAGUCACCGGUCCUCAGGCUACAACAGGAACCCCAUUGGUCACCAUGCGACCUGCCAGCCAGGCUGGGAAAGCCCCCGUCACCGUGACCUCCCUUCCUGCAGGCGUGCGAAUGGUUGUGCCAACGCAGAGCGCCCAGGGGACGGUGAUUGGCAGCAGCCCACAGAUGAGUGGCAUGGCUGCGCUGGCAGCUGCAGCUGCCGCCACCCAGAAGAUCCCUCCUUCCUCAGCACCCACUGUGCUGAGCGUCCCGGCGGGCACCACCAUCGUCAAGACCGUGGCUGUGACACCUGGCACCACGACCCUCCCGGCUACUGUAAAGGUGGCCUCCUCACCAGUCAUGGUGAGCAACCCAGCCACUCGAAUGCUGAAGACUGCAGCCGCCCAGGUGGGGACAUCCGUCUCCUCUGCUGCCAACACAUCCACUCGCCCCAUCAUCACAGUCCACAAAUCAGGGACUGUGACUGUGGCCCAGCAAGCCCAGGUGGUGACCACGGUGGUGGGUGGAGUCACCAAGACCAUCACCCUGGUGAAGAGCCCCAUCUCUGUCCCAGGAGGCAGCGCUCUGAUUUCCAACCUUGGCAAAGUGAUGUCAGUGGUUCAGACCAAACCAGUUCAAACGUCAGCGGUCACAGGCCAGGCAUCUACGGGCCCGGUGACUCAGAUCAUCCAGACCAAAGGGCCCCUGCCAGCCGGGACCAUCCUGAAGCUAGUGACCUCAGCAGAUGGCAAGCCCACCACCAUCAUCACCACCACGCAGGCCAGUGGGGCUGGGACAAAGCCCACCAUUCUGGGCAUCAGCAGCGUGUCCCCAAGCACCACCAAACCUGGCACGACCACCAUCAUCAAGACCAUCCCCAUGUCAGCCAUCAUCACACAGGCUGGCGCCACAGGUGUGACCAGCAGUCCUGGCAUCAAGUCCCCCAUCACCAUUAUCACCACCAAGGUGAUGACUUCUGGAACUGGAGCACCUGCCAAAAUCAUCACAGCUGUCCCCAAAAUCGCCACUGGCCAUGGGCAGCAAGGAGUGACUCAGGUGGUGCUAAAGGGGGCCCCUGGACAGCCAGGCACCAUCCUCCGCACCGUGCCCAUGGGGGGUGUCCGCCUGGUCACCCCUGUCACUGUCUCUGCCGUCAAGCCAGCUGUCACCACGUUGGUUGUGAAGGGCACCACAGGUGUCACAACCCUCGGUACAGUGACAGGCACCGUUUCCACCAGCCUGGCCGGAGCUGGGGGCCACAGUACCAGCGCCUCCCUGGCCACACCCAUCACCACCUUGGGUACCAUUGCCACCCUCUCAAGCCAAGUGAUCAACCCCACUGCCAUCACAGUUUCGGCCGCGCAGACCACACUGACGGCGGCCGGUGGGCUGACCACCCCCACCAUCACCAUGCAGCCUGUCUCUCAGCCUACACAGGUGACUCUCAUCACGGCGCCCAGUGGCGUUGAGGCCCAGCCCGUGCAUGACCUCCCCGUGUCCAUUCUGGCCUCACCUACUACAGAGCAGCCCACGGCCACAGUCACCAUUGCCGAUUCAGGCCAGGGGGAGGUGCAGCCAGGCACCGUGACGCUGGUGUGCUCCAACCCGCCCUGCGAGACCCACGAGACGGGCACCACCAACACGGCCACCACCACCGUUGUGGCUAAUCUCGGGGGGCAACCCCAGCCCACCCAAGUGCAGUUCGUCUGUGACAGACAGGAGGCAGCCGCUUCUCUCGUGACCUCAACGGUCGGGCCACAGAACGGCAGCGUGGUUCGCGUCUGCUCCAACCCGCCGUGCGAGACCCAUGAGACGGGCACCACGCACACGGCCACCACCGCCACGUCCAACAUGGCCGGCCAGCACAGCUGCUCCAACCCGCCGUGCGAGACCCACGAGACGGGCACCACCAGCACCGCCACCACCGCUAUGUCCAGCAUCGGCACCAACCCACAGCCAGACGCCCGGCGUGCCUACGUGGCUGGCAGCACUCCCGCUGUGGUCCGGAUUGGCGUGGCCCCUGGGGCGUCAGAGGGAGCCCAGGGUUUUGUCAAGCCCUUGUGCCAAACCCGCCAGACCAGUGUGACCAGCACCACAAUGACUGUGAUGGCCACGGGAGCCCCAUGCUCAGCUGGCCCACUCCUUGGGCCAGGUCUGGCCGUGGAGUCUGGUGGCCGCGGCACCACUUUUGUGCAGCUGGCUCCCGUGAGCGGCCAGGUCAGACCCAGCGUUCCUGGUGGCAAGGACACCCCCGUGGCCAGCCUGAGUCAGCUGGUGUCCGUGGGGCGCCAACUGGAGGCCCAUCACACCCACACAACCAACACCCCCACCACAGUCCGCUCCACCAUGGGUUCCGGGGAGCCCAGCGAGGCCCGGGGGACCCCCAUGCCCGCGUAUGAGAGCUCACCUGGUCCUGCUGUGACUGUGACAGCCCUGGAGGCGCUGCUGUGCCCCUCGGCCACCGUCACCCAAGUCUGCUCCAACCCACCCUGCGAGACCCACGAGACGGGCACCACCAACACCGCCACUACCUCGAACGCAGGCAGCACCCAGCGGGUCUGCUCCAACCCACCCUGCGAGACCCAUGAGACAGGCACCACCCAUACACCCACCACCGCCACGUCCAGUGGGGGUGCGGGCCAGCCCGAGGGUGGGCAGCAGCCCCCUGCCGGCCGCCCCUGUGAAACACACCAGACCACUUCCACCGGUACCACCAUGUCAGUCAGUGUGGGUGCCCUGCUCCCCGAUACCGUCCCCUCCCACAGGACCCUAGAGUCGGGCUUGGAAGUAGCGGCACCACCCACCAUCACCCCCCAGGCUGGUGCUUCGUUGCUGGCUCCUUUCCCGACACAGAGGGUCUGCUCCAACCCCCCUUGUGAGACGCACGAGACGGGCACCACGCACACAGCCACCACAGUCACCUCCAACAUGAGCUCAAACCAAGAUCCCCCACCAGCGGCCAGUGACCAGGGAGAGGUGGAGAGCACCCAGGGUGACAGCGUGAACAUCACCAGCUCCAGUGCCGUUACAACGACCGUGUCCUCCACACUGACGCGGGCUGUGACCACUGUGACACAGUCCACACCGGUCCCAGGUCCCUCGGUGCCGAAGAUCUCAUCAAUGACUGAGGCUACCCCAGGGGCUCUGACCACCGAAGUCCCCAUCCCGGCCACGAUAACAGUGACCAUAGCCAACACAGAAACUUCUGACAUGCCCUUCUCUGCUGUUGACAUCCUGCAGCCCCCAGAGGAACUCCAGGCCUCGCCAGGGCCUCGCCAGCAGCUGCCGCCACGGCAACUCCUGCAGCCUGCCUCCACACCCCUGAUGGGGGAGUCCGCCGAGGUCCUGUCAGCUUCCCAGACCCCUGAGCUCCAAGCCGCCGUGGAUCUGAGCAGUACAGGGGACCCGUCUUCGGGCCAGGAGCCCACCAGCUCAGCUGUGGUGGCCACCGUGGUGGUCCAGCCGCCCCCGCCCACACAGUCCGAAGUAGACCAGUUGUCCCUUCCUCAAGAGCUGAUGGCUGAGGCCCAGGCGGGCACCACCACCCUCAUGGUGACGGGCCUCACCCCUGAGGAGCUGGCGGUGACUGCCGCCGCUGAAGCGGCUGCCCAGGCCGCAGCCACAGAGGAGGCCCAGGCCCUGGCCAUCCAGGCGGUGCUCCAGGCUGCACAACAGGCCGUCAUGGCAGGCACCGGGGAGCCCAUGGACACGUCCGAGGCAGCAGCAGCUGUGACGCAGGCGGAGCUGGGCCACCUGUCGGCUGAGGGCCAGGAGGGCCAGGCCACCACCAUUCCCAUCGUACUGACACAGCAGGAACUGGCGGCCCUGGUGCAGCAGCAGCAGCAGCUGCAGGAGGCGCAGGCCCAACAGCAGCACCACCACCUCCCCACUGAGGCUCUGGCGCCCGCUGACAGCCUCAACGACCCGACCAUCGAGAGCAACUGCCUCAAUGAGCUGGCCGCGGCUGUCCCCAGCACUGUGGCCCUGCUGCCCUCCACGGGCACCGAGAGCCUGGCCCCCUCCAACACCUUUGUGGCCCCCCAGCCCGUCGUGGUAGCAAGCCCCGCAAAGCUGCAGGCUGCGGCCACCCUGACCGAGGUGGCCAACGGCAUUGAGUCUCUGGGCGUGAAGCCAGACCUACCGCCCCCGCCCAGCAAAGCCCCCGUGAAGAAGGAGAAUCAGUGGUUUGAUGUGGGGGUCAUUAAGGGUACCAACGUAAUGGUGACACACUAUUUCCUGCCACCAGAUGAUGCUGUUCCUUCAGACGAUGACUCGGGCACCGUCCCCGACUACAACCAGCUAAAGAAGCAGGAGCUGCAGCCGGGCACAGCCUAUAAGUUCCGUGUUGCCGGGAUCAAUGCCUGUGGCCGAGGGCCCUUCAGCGAGAUCUCGGCCUUUAAGACGUGUCUGCCUGGUUUCCCAGGGGCCCCCUGUGCCAUUAAAAUCAGCAAAAGUCCGGAUGGUGCUCACCUCACCUGGGAGCCGCCGUCUGUGACCUCCGGCAAGAUCAUCGAGUACUCGGUGUACCUGGCCAUCCAGAGCUCGCAGGCGGGUGGCGAGCCCAAGAGUUCCACCCCGGCCCAGCUGGCCUUCAUGCGGGUGUACUGUGGGCCCAGCCCCUCCUGCCUGGUGCAAUCCUCCAGCCUCUCCAAUGCUCACAUCGACUACACCACCAAGCCCGCCAUCAUCUUCCGCAUCGCCGCCCGCAACGAGAAGGGCUAUGGCCCGGCUACUCAAGUGAGGUGGUUGCAAGAAACCAGUAAAGACAGCUCUGGCGCCAAGCCAGCCAGCAAGCGGCCCAUGUCCUCUCCGGAAAUGAAAUCCGCUCCAAAGAAAUCUAAGGCAGAUGGUCAGUGAGAGGCAGCUCCCCUGCACCUGGAUUCUUCGCCAGACCCCCCCUUCUGCUUCAAGAACGCCACCUGCCAGGGCCCACCCAUCCUACCCACCCGGCGCUCACACUUCACCCUCAGGAGCCACUGGCCGCCACUCAUUCUCUCUCUCUCUCUGUUUUUAAAAUACUCUCAAGAAAGCACAUCUUACCAUUGCUGUGGGAGGAAGCAGAACGCCGAUCUGGAAGAGCAGUGAGCAAGUGAGACAACAGUGUGCCCUCCUCCUCUCUUCUCCCUACCAGUGCCGUCCACUGGGAGCCGAGCGAGCCCGGAACUCCGAGGCCCUUGAGGGAGCUAGACAGACACUUCAGAUGAAGCAGACACGACGCAGAGAACGGGAAGCACGCGCCUCCAGUACCCGCACGCCUCUUGCAGUUUGUCACCUUGGUUCCGAGGGGGCAGCCAAGGGUGGGAGGGGCUGCAGCAUGGAAGCAGAAGAGAGGCGCCCCUGGCCCCCCUCCCCUGCCUCUGCUCCGAGAACGUUGGCGGGGCGCCCGCGCACUAGAUGUCCACCUGGUUCCGUUUUACUUUGUUACCUUUACAUAUCCCACCACCUCUUGGCCCCGGGCUUCAGCUUUGUGCAACCCCGCCUCGGCGGCCUUCGUACUCCGACCCGAUUCCCCUUCCUUCUUUCCCCAUUAGAGAGCUAGAAAAUGAGAAGAAAAAGAAAGAAAGGGGGAAGAAUGAGCCCACGGUGGCCUGAGCAGCGUUCCGUGCAAAUCUCCUGACUCCCAGCGGGGUGCAGAGCAGCCCCCGCCGAGCCUGGCUUUGGCCCCUGGGUCGGGGCCAGGGGCCACACCACCAACUGCUGCAUUUGUUGUAUUUUUUUUAAGUUGGAAUUGAUGAAGUUAACAUUUUUAUUGUAAUUUUAGCCUUAGCGUGUGGGGUUUUGUCCCUUUUUUUUGUUGUUGUUGUUGUUAGCUGUGUACAGAAUGUGUAUCUUUUUUUUUCCUCCCCCCUUGCCCCUCCCCCCCCUAACUUUUACUUUUUUCUCCUUGGCUAAGCCUUGGCAGGGACCUUUCUGGAAGAAAAGCUGGGGGCAGCCGGGACAGGAGAGGCGUGGGAUCUUCCCUGCGGGCCUGGCAUUUGCUGCCUGGCCCAGUCUCCUCUUGAUGGCCCCUGCCAUCCGCCCCUUCGCUUGUCCCUGGGCUUCUGGGACAAAGGAGGGGUGAGCUGUCAAACCUCACUCCCCAUGGGUGAUUGCUCUUUACCUGUAAGAUUGAACUUGAGUCUGUUGGAGCCUAAAGUCAGGUUUUUAAGGAGCUGGUCCUGGGUCCACGUGCUCUCAACACCCCCGCCCCCAGGGUCCCUCCUUGGCCAAUUGGCUUAUAGUAUCGCCACCCUCAACUGCUGCUUCCUGCAGCCACCCACUUCAGGCAGCCUUGUGUCAAAAGGGGUGGGGCGAGGGGAUGGAGGGGAACUGGGUUUCGGAGAGCAGAUAUGUGUGGUGUCAUUCCUGAUGGACCCUGGGGAAGACGCGGCCCCUGGGAAAGACACGGACCCUGGAGAAGCGGGCUAGUAGCACCAGUCACCAGUUCUGUGAAUUUGCAGGGCUGUGCCCAUGUUCCCAGGACCAAACCUGGGAGGCUCGGGCUCUGCUUAGCGUGGCUCCUGAGUCAGCUUUUUGCCCCACGCCCAAGCUUUAGGAGCUGAGCAAGGCUUGCCAGCAGGUUGUGCAAAAGGAAUUCAAGCGAGCAGCCAAUCUUUCCAGAUCCCCCAUCUCUGCCCUGGAGAUGCAGCUGCAGUGAGGGGCCCGGCCUCCGCAGACCCCUGCCACUGGCCCACAGCUCCUGGGGCCUCUGGUCUGUUGUACUAUAGUAUACUUCGCUGUGGAAAAUGUCACGUUUAGUCAGUCACCUUGGAGCCCACUCGCCUGGUCCCGUUGUUUCCCUGCCCUUCUCUUGAGCGCCCUUUGAUUUCUCUCGUUUCUGAGAACAGUACAUCCGUUCAUCUAUUGUAGAGUAACCCCCGUGACUCAAUAUUACCAUAGUGCGAUGUCGUUUUGUGCUAUUUUGAACAAUUAAAAGACUUUUUUUGAAAUAA
This is a messenger RNA of Canis lupus familiaris (dog), 9440 nucleotides long. RefSeq names its product host cell factor C1 (gene HCFC1). Gene Ontology annotation, molecular function: transcription coactivator activity; protein binding. NCBI's taxonomy places the organism in Eukaryota, Metazoa, Chordata, Mammalia, Carnivora, Canidae. Gene Ontology annotation, cellular component: histone methyltransferase complex. The transcript has 26 exons. The record is from RefSeq and is a predicted model, not a curated record. The coding region runs from base 1069 to 7365 and encodes 2098 amino acids. Gene Ontology annotation, biological process: chromatin remodeling; regulation of DNA-templated transcription.